AUGAAGUUCAAUCUGUAAGCAUGGCGGCUGCUUUGCUAUCAAAUCGGAAAUUCAAUAAAAUUUUAAAAAAUCAUUUUAUACUUACUAAAACAAUUCGGAAUACCAAGUUAUCUAUAGUAAAUAAGCCACAUAUAAAUUUGUACUGUAACUAUUGUGCAGUUGCAACUUAUAGGUAUUACUCAUCAUCGCCUACGAGUUCAGGAGGGGGUCAGGAUACAGCUAAAAAUGUUUUGGCGGCAGUUUUGGCAAACAAACCUAAAACUGGGAAAAUUCCAGUUGGUAUCCAAAAGAGAGACUGCUUUCAUCCAGGUGCAUCUGUUUUGUCUCGUGAAGAUAUCAACCUUGGAGAUGCAAAACCAGUGUCUGGAAUGGAUAUGGUCCGGGGGAUGAGUGAAUAUGUGUGGCCAAAGGAUAAUCCAAUGAUAAGGAACCGAGUUAUGCUGUCUUUGUCAUUACUUUUUGGUGCCAAAGUAAUGAAUGUGACAGUACCCUUUCUGUUCAAAUAUGCUGUGGAUGAAGUAAAUCUUUUAACUACUACACCCACUGGAGAUGCUUUGUUGGGCAUGGCAACAGUUCCGCAGGCUUUGGGGACAACUGCUUUCAGUUUAUUAGUUGGAUAUGGUAUUGCACGAGCAACAGCUGCUGGUUUUAAUGAACUGAGGAAUGCAGUGUUUGCCAGAGUGGCCCAGCAUUCAAUACGGAAAUUGGCCUGCAAUGUCUUCACGCACCUUCACAAUCUUGACUUGAGUUUUCAUUUGGGGAGACAGACUGGUGCUUUGUCUAAGACAAUAGACCGCGGAUCCCGCGCUAUAAACUUCGUGCUGUCCGCCAUGGUGUUCAAUAUUGUGCCAACUGUGUUUGAACUAAUAUUGGUCUCCUCUAUCCUGGGACUUAAAGGAGGAGCAGCGUUUGCUGGUCUCGCGUUCACUUGCGUGGGAGUGUAUGGCGUGUUCACUCUGGCCGUGACGCAGUGGCGCACCAAGUUCCGAGUGUACAUGAACCGUGCAGAGAACGAGGCGGGGAACAAGGCCGUCGACUCGCUCAUUAACUACGAAACUGUCAAGUAUUUUAACAACGAGAAAUACGAGUUAGCGAAAUACGACGAAAGCCUCAAGAAGUACGAGGAAGCCUCGCUGAAGACCGCGUCCAGUCUCGCGCUGCUUAACUUCGGUCAGCACGCCAUCUUCAGCGCGGGGCUCUCAGCAAUUAUGAUCAUGGCGGCUAAGGAAAUUGCACAAGGCAAUAUGACGGUGGGCGACCUGGUGAUGGUGAACGGGCUGGUGUUCCAGCUGUCCAUCCCGCUGGGGUUCCUGGGCUCCGUGUACCGCGAGGUGCGGCAGGCGCUCAUCGACAUGCAGACCAUGUUCACUCUCAUGACGGUGCAAUCACGAGUCAAGGAGAAAGUAUCGGCUCCUUUUCUCAAAGUGGACGCGAAGACCGCCACCAUAGACUUCGAGGAUAUUAGCUUCAAAUAUGUUAAUGGGAAACCGAUAUUCAAUAAGCUGACCUUCAGUAUCCCAGCUGGCAAGAAGAUUGGCAUCGUAGGGGGCUCCGGCAGUGGCAAGUCCACGAUGGUUCGGCUGCUGUACCGCUUCUUCGAGCCGCAGGCCGGACAGAUCCGCAUCGCAGGCCAGAACAUCCGGGACGUGGAUCUCGCCAGCCUGAGGCGUGCCAUCGCUAUCGUGCCGCAGGAUUGCGUAUUGUUCCACGACACGAUGCUGCACAAUUUACACUAUGGCGACUUGUCGAAGCCUCUAGAGGAGGUGUACAAAGCUGCUCAAAUGGCAGAACUACACGAAUCUGUCAAGACUUGGCCAAAGGGCUACGACACUGCGGUGGGGGAGCGGGGUCUCAAACUGUCUGGUGGAGAGAAACAGCGAGUUGCUAUUGCGCGGGCCAUCCUGAAGGACUCUCCCAUCAUCAUCUUUGACGAAGCCACCUCCAGCCUCGAUUCACUCACAGAACAUGCUAUAUUGCAAGCCUUGAAAGCGGCCACUGUGGGUCGCACGUCGAUAUGCAUCGCGCACCGACUCUCCACCGUCGCUGAUGCGGACGAGAUCCUGGUGUUGGAGCGCGGGAGUAUCAGUGAGAGAGGUACGCACGACCAGUUGCUCACAAAUAAGCAGUCACUAUACUACAGACUCUGGGAGAAACAGAAUAAAGAUCCUUUGCCGAGACCUUAAUGUUGGACUGGAUUCAUUAAAACAUAAGUAAAUCUUUUAUCAAAACUGCAACACAGAAUUUUGGUUGCUGGAAGUAUAAGAAAAACAUACUGUAUGACUGUUAUUAAUAAAUUAUGAUGAUUGUAUAAGAACAGAGAGAUCCAGUUGCUGAAAAAAAUUUCAAAACCCGUGAUUGCAACAUGAAGACUAUUUGUUGAACAAUAUAAGGACUUUUUAUACUGAUUGCAACAUGGCAGUUAAUUUAAAAGAAUGCUACAUGGAAGCUUAGUCGUUGAAAUAAUACAAGAAUAAUCCAUUAUCCUGAUUUCAACAUGGCAAUGGAGCUGUCGGAAUAAUACAAGCAUCCUUAUCCUGAGUGCAACAUAGCAUCUUAGCUGUUAGAAUAAUACAGGAAUCCUCUACCCUGAUGGCAACUUCAUGGCAAUGAAGCUGUCGGAUUAAUGCAACAUGGCAUUUGAAAUAAAACAAGCAUUCAUUAUCCUGACUGCCAGGUCGGAGUAAAUUAUUGAAAAUAAUUAGUUAUUUAUGCAACUGUUGUGUAAUAAGGGGCAUUAAAACAAGAAUGUGGGUUUAUGUGAUAAUAGUAUCAUAUGAGUGUUUUAAUACCUAACUAUCAACAGUUGCAUACAUGACUUUAUCUAAACCCAUAAUGUGAAUCUUCUAUUAAAGAUUGCCAACAUUAAAACACCCAAUAACCAUUACAUCAUCCAAACGAGUGUUGUAAUGAAAUUCAGUACAACAUUACAACACUCGUUUGGAUAAUGUAAUAGUGACUGGGUUUUUUUAUAUUGGCAGUGAGCUAACUGUUUUAGAAUCCUUAAUAGAGGAUUUAAGGCAUGGGUGUAGAUAAAAAGAUUUACGUAUUAUAUAUUAAUGAUAUAAUAAUAUUGUGAUUAUAGAGUAAGAGUCAAAUAUUAUAUUUAUUAUUAUUAUGACUUCAGAAUUAUGCUAACAUUAUGUUUAUCAUUUUGUGAGCAUGAAAUGCAUGUGGCAAUACAAUUGUGGGAAAUUCAAUUUUUUUUUUCAAAGCUUUAUCUGUUUUAAUCUAUCUUCAUCUGUUAUCUAUUUAUAACCUUUUUUUUAAUACUUUGUUAUCUAAGACAAUGGCUAUGUAAACUAACAUAUAUAAAUAUUUUCAUAUUUCCUAUUCUGGUGUAAUAAUUGUCAUGACAAUUAUAGUAAUGGUAAUGCGUGUAUGUGCUACUCGAAUCAAAGUCAGAAUAUUAUAAUUGUACAGUAUCAGUUGUUGGAUAUUUAACACAUUUUUGUGAACUGUAUCUUAAGUCAGCUUUUUGUAAUUUGAUAGUUUAGAUUUUUUUCACCCUGAAUACAAAUACAGAACACAAUAUCUUUUUGUCAUCUGACCCCACCCUAGUUCCAGGAGGCAAAAAUUUUCACAGAAAUCCUUUAAACACUUUUUAAAGGACUAAAACGCGUGUAAUUGUAACUGUGUUUUUACAUUUGUUUUGUAUAAAUGUCUUGUUAUUGUUAUAGUUAUAAAUAAAUAAAAAUACUUAUUCAAUUUAUUAUUAUAUAUUAGUAAAUUUUAUUAUAAAUAAUUAGAUUGACUUAAUGGAAUAAAAUUACAAGCUAGUCGCAAGGGCCCCUCUACUAGGUGUGGACCCAUAUUACUAGGUGCCCCCCUUAUUCAAAUUAAUUCUCAUUAGUUAAACAGACGUUUCGUGACCUUUCCAGCUCACGUUUUCAGUGGGACUGCGGUUGAAAACGUGGCUUCUUAAGCUUCUGGUAAAUCACCUGAUGGUAGCAUAUCACUAUCUCCUAUGCUACUUUGCAAUCCUAGAAGAUAGCAUAAAUGCUUUUGUGUGUGAUUAUGAAGUUUCCUCUUUAUCUCAUAAUAACAGGGCACAAUGACACCAUUGCCUUGCAGACUCUUUUUGUGGUCAUUAUGACUAGCUGAUAUCGACCUUUAUGAGGUCACUAUAGUGUUACUCAAAAUUAAAUAGAUAUCACAAAAGUUUCAUGUAGCAAUACUACGAAAUUGUGUUUUAUUGCGUCAAGAUUUUUGUUUUAAUUCAAUUGAAAUAUUUAGACUGACUAAAAAUAAAAUCCACUAUUCUUAUGUUAGGGUAUAUAUAACUUCUACGUAAUAAUAAUUUUAACAAAAAUUACUUGUGACACACGACUAUAUGAGCAUACACAUUAGGUUGAGCUCACAAUAGAAGGGGGGAGGGUAAUGUCAUCUUGCUUUGUAUCUGCCACAUCCUUUAUUUUGCCUUACCCUUUCAUAAAAGAUUUUCUCAAUUGAUUGAUUGAUUCAAUCUUUAUUCUGUACACGUUUCUUGGAAAUCCGUAGUCCAGAUAAUAUCCAAUGUACUCUUGGUACAAUAAAUCUGUGUAUCAAAUCAAAAUCACUUUAUUCAUGUAGGUCACGUAAAUGACACUUAUUUUUAAACAAAUAUUUUUAUUCAAUUUCACCAUACUUUACAUUAGAAAAUUUGUAUUGGUGGAGUGAAUAUUACUUAACGGCCGUUUUCAAUAACCUAUCUACAUGAAGCAUUGCACUAUAACUAUAUUAGACAUAACUAUGGAUAGAUAAGAUCUUGUCAUUAAACGGUGACAGCAAUGUAUCCGUAACUAGAGAUACGUUAUUGAAAACGGCCGUAGAUCAACUAGAUAACAUAACUACAGUAAAAUUCGCUUAACACGUUGUCACAGGAACCCAACCAACAACGCGUCUUAAGCAAGAUGCCGGAUAGGGAAAUAAAACGUACCUAGGUACUACAUAAUAUUGUCCUAAUAUCGCAUAUGUAGGUAUUAAAUUAAAUUGUUUUUAAUUAAAUACAAAAAGUGUAACUUUAAUUACUUUUAUUAUAGUCACUUAUUUUGGUAUAAAAAAGAUUUUGAUGCAUUAAAAAUGACAAGAAUGACAGGGACUGGCGUUAAAUGGCGUAUUAUGCGAAAAAUUUUAUUAAGCGGGCUCUACUGUAUUUGUGAUAUGAAAUAGGUUAUUUUUGAAAAUACUUGUUUAGUCAUUGUAGGAAUUUGAUUGUUGGACUACGGAACUCAUAGACCUAUUUUAUAAUUUAAUAAGUUACUGUAUGUGCAGUGGCAGACAUCCUGUUGGUAAUUAUUGUAAUGUCAAACAUAGUGUUUUUAUGUCAACAAUUUGUGCGUGUGUGUGUAAUCUCAUGUCAAAAAUGAGUAGGACAAAAUACAAAGAUUAUAUAAUUCUAACUUAUUUAAUAUCUGUAUGAUGCAAAUGUAUUUGUUAUUGUAGAUAUUGUUAUUUAUGUAAAGUAUAAUGUACAAAGUGAUGUUGAAUAAGUAUAUUAUUUUGUUACCAAA
This is a messenger RNA of Leptidea sinapis, 5489 nucleotides long. RefSeq names its product iron-sulfur clusters transporter ABCB7, mitochondrial (gene ABCB7). Bases 21 to 2183 code for a protein of 720 amino acids. The transcript is spliced from 14 exons. Gene Ontology annotation, molecular function: ATP hydrolysis activity; ATP binding; ABC-type transporter activity. Lineage: Eukaryota; Metazoa; Arthropoda; Insecta; Lepidoptera; Pieridae. Gene Ontology annotation, biological process: intracellular iron ion homeostasis; transmembrane transport. The record is from RefSeq and is a predicted model, not a curated record. Gene Ontology annotation, cellular component: mitochondrial inner membrane.